AUGGUCGAUGCCGGUCAAGUGCUUGCCAGUGCGGGCCAGAUGAAAAGCGGAGACACUCUGUACACCAUAGGCGAAGACGACUCCAUCUUAAAAGCACUGGUAAUGAUGAAGGAGAAGAAUGCGGGGGCUUUACUGGUCACACACGCCGAUGUGGUGUCUGGUAUAAUCACAGAGAGAGACUACUUGACUAAGGUGGUGGUGAAGGGUUUGUGUUCAAGAACGUCUCCGGUUUCUGCCGUCAUGACCAAGAAAGUGGUAAGGGUUUAG
Messenger RNA from Sphaeroforma arctica JP610, 267 nucleotides. RefSeq lists its product as hypothetical. NCBI's taxonomy places the organism in Eukaryota, Ichthyosporea, Ichthyophonida. The record is from RefSeq and is a predicted model, not a curated record. The transcript is spliced from 2 exons. Bases 1 to 267 code for a protein of 88 amino acids.